AUGGCGAUCAAAGGUUCUGGAUUCCCCUAUCGCCGGGGCUCUAACUCCUCAGAGAAAGACUUCUUCGAUAUUCCCGAUGAAUCAGCACUCGCAAUUGUCAAGCGCCAAUUACGCCGACCGCGCACAUGGAUCACCGUGGUGAUUCUGUUCUUCCUACUCCAAUGGCGGCUUCCUGAGCACCGUUCAUCAUCCGAACUCCCUCAUCUCGAUUUUAACAAGGUCGACUGGUCCCGCUAUGCAUACUCGUCAUAUGCAACCUCGGAAUCAUACCUCUGCAAUUGUGUCAUGGUCUUUGAGGCGCUCGAUCGACUUGGAUCUCGUGCGGAACGCGUCAUGUUUUACCCCCAAGAGUGGGACUUGAUUGUUGAAAAUGAAUCAGACCGCACCAGCCAGCUACUGUUGCUAGCCAGAGAUAAAUACAAGGUCCAGCUGAGGCCGAUCCUGGUGGAGGGGAUCAAGGUAGAACCCAAGGAGGAGAGCCAUGGAUCUUCGAAAGCGGAAUGGGAUUCUAGCGUUGUCAAAUUGAACUCCUUUGGUCUGCUCCAGUACGAUCGGGUGAUCCAUCUUGAUUCCGACAUGACGCUCUUGCAGGACUUGGACGAGCUGUUUUUCCUCCCCAAGACCCCGAUAGCCAUGCCCCGUGCAUACUGGCUGCUCCCCGAAAUCAACACACUAUCCUCACUUAUCGCCGUCAUUGAACCGUCGUUCCGCGAAUAUACCGACCUUCAAGAAAUCAUCCAGCCUGCCCUCUUCGGACAACUCGACAUCAACACGACCGAGCAUCGAUAUGACAUGGAGGUAUUGAAUGAGCGGUAUGGUGAAAGUGCCAUGGUUCUCCCUCACCGACCGUAUGGACUUCUCUCGGGAGAGUUCCGUAAGAAAAACCACAGAAGUUACUUAGGCAGCCAUGAGGAGUGGAACCCCGACAAAGCGCUUGCAGAGGCCAAAUUCGUACAUUUCUCUGAUUGGCCCCUGCCCAAACCCUGGGUGAUGUGGCCGCUGAAGCAGCUGGUUGAGAUGCAGCCCUCAUGCAACAAUUUACCAGGAACACCGGAGGAGAGCGGUUGCAGGGAUCGUGAAGUGUGGAAGGGUCUCUAUGACGAUUUCCGGCGUCGACGAAAGGUGAGAAACAUCGCUUUUACCCAAAUCCCCUUGAAAGACAAGCCUUGUUUACUGAUUGAUCUCUUGCAGGAUAUUUGCAAGCUACUCAGCUUCCCGGCUCCCAUUUGA
Messenger RNA from Penicillium verhagenii, 1230 nucleotides. RefSeq names its product Glucose N-acetyltransferase 1. Bases 1 to 1230 code for a protein of 409 amino acids. The transcript is spliced from 2 exons. Lineage: Eukaryota; Fungi; Ascomycota; Eurotiomycetes; Eurotiales; Aspergillaceae. Gene Ontology annotation, molecular function: glycosyltransferase activity. The record is from RefSeq and is a predicted model, not a curated record.